Messenger RNA from Numida meleagris (helmeted guineafowl), 2978 nucleotides. RefSeq names its product poly(A) binding protein interacting protein 1 (gene PAIP1). Gene Ontology annotation, molecular function: translation activator activity; protein binding; RNA binding. Bases 275 to 1585 code for a protein of 436 amino acids. The record is from RefSeq and is a predicted model, not a curated record. The transcript is spliced from 13 exons. Lineage: Eukaryota; Metazoa; Chordata; Aves; Galliformes; Numididae. Gene Ontology annotation, biological process: regulation of translational initiation.
CCGGGGCGCGCGCACCGCCCCGCCCGGCGCUGAGGGGGCAGCGGAGGUAGCGCUGCGGCGGCCGUUGGCACAGCCGUUAGCGCAGCCGUGGGGCGGCGGGGCGGCUGUUUCAAAACACGUUUCAGAGAAAGUACCCCUUUAGAGUUCAUCUUAUGUGCUGCUGCGCCCUUUGUGGCUUGGGCUCUGCUGACCGCUGCAGCAAGAUUUCUGCAUUGGGAAGGAAAAGUUGGGUUCCCACUCACACAGAUUUCAGUUGUGCAUCUGAAAAGAAACGAUGGAUCUGGAAUCACAUUUUGCUCUGCAGUGUUUUCAUACAGGCUCCCAUAUUUUUCAUCCUUGUGAAUCAUCACCUGAGUUGGAACCAACACGCGAAUCUUUGGAUUGGGCUUUGGAAACACCAGAGCACCUACAACAGACAAGAAUCACAUCUGGAUCACGAGUUUCUCUUCCUACUUCUGGACCAGAAAUGGCAAAACCUCAGGUGGCUGUGACUCCUGUGGCAAUGUCAAAGUUGUCAGUUAAAGCACCUGAGUUUUAUCCAUCAGGAUACAAUCCAAACUUCAAUCAGAGCUUGGCAGAUUCUUCCUUUGAAGAUGGAUAUGGUGGCUAUCUGACUUUGGCAGAAUAUGUACAAGACUUCCUAAACCAUCUCACUGAGCAACCAGGUUGUUUUGAAACUGAAAUAGAACAGUUUGCUGAAAUGCUGAAUGGCUGGGUCAUUACAGAUGAAGCUUUGCAAGAGCUUGUUGACCUCAUCUAUCAGCAGGCUACAUCUGUCCCAAACUUUUCCUACAUGGGAGCAAGGUUGUGUAACUAUUUAUCUCACCAUCUAACCAUUAGUCCACAAAGUGGGAACUUCCGACAGUUGUUACUUAAAAGGUGUCGAGCAGAGUUUGAAAACAGAGAUGAAGCUGCAAAAGGAGAUGAGGCUACUCGAAAACAAUUUCAUGCCUUUGUACUCUUCUUAGGUGAACUUUACCUUAACCUAGAGAUUAAAGGAACAAAGGGACAGGUUACACGAGCAGAAAUUCUUCAAGAAGGCCUUCGAGAAUUACUAAAUGCGCUUUUCUCUAAUCCUGUGGACAGUAAUUUGAUAUGUGCAGUGAAGCUGUUGAAGUUGACAGGCUCUGUUUUAGAAGAUGCUUGGAAAGAAAAAGGAAAAGAUGAUAUGACUGAAGUGAUUCAGAGAAUUGAAAAUGUUGUAUUGGAUGCGAACUGUAGCAGGGAUGUGAAACAUAUGCUUCUGAAACUAGUAGAACUGCGAUCAAGUAACUGGGGUAGAGUUCUUGGAACUUCUUCACAUACAGAAGCUACUCCUGAAAAUGACCCAAACUAUUUUAUGAAUGAGCCAACAUUUUACACUUCUGAUGGCAUUCCUUUCACUGCAGCAGAUCCAGAUUACCAAGAAGAAUAUCAAGAGCUGCUUGAAAGAGAGGAUUGGUUCCCAGAUUAUGAAGAAAAUGGAACAGAUUUGUCAGGAGCUGGAGAUCUAUAUUUUGAUGACAUUGAUGAUGAGAUGGAUCCAGAAAUUGAAGAAGCGUAUGAAAAAUUCUGUCUAGAAUCAGAACAUGGGAGAAAGCAGUGAGAUGUUACACAUAAAUAUGUUUAUUAAAGCAGUUUAGGUAUGGUUAGAGUGUAAGGGGAUGCAAAAAAUUGAAACGUUUGUACCAAAAUAAGGAAGUUUGAGUUUCUCCAACUACUAAAGAUACAGUUUCCCUUUUGUUAAACAGAAUCUGCCAAAAAUUGUAAUCUUAUGCCCUGUAUCUUAAAAUGUUGUGUAUAUAUAAUAGUUUAUUUUAUGUACAGGUAUAUGGACAAUGUUUUGGCUGCAAUAAAAAUUCAUCUUAAAAAUAUCAUAAUGGAAAUUAAAAUUUAACUAAAGUGGAACUGUCCCAUGAAAUUUCUAUUGUGGGAGAAAGGAGAACAACAAUUUGAUUUUUUUUAAUUGCGUGCUUGUAGAAAACACAGUAGAACUCUCCCAUUGCUUUUAUCAUAUAUAAGCUAUCCUUUCUUGUUGUUUUUGUUUGUUUUGUUUGGUUGCUUUUCUUUUCUUUAUUGCGAAGGAGAGUAUGAUCCAAAUACAGUUUAUCUGCUCUGUAGAUCUCAAUCACGGAAUAAUGAGAAGUAGUUUGUGAAGAUUUUGUGCUUUGUGGGUUAUUUUGUGGGGAUAUAUGGUUUUGUUUUGUUUUGUUUCUUCCCUCUUUUCUCUAUUCAAGCCCUUUUGUGUGAGGUCUGAACACAUAAACAUGAAAUAUGGGGAUAUUGUGAAAAACUAAGCUGUAUUUUAUAAGUCAGGUGCUUUUAAGAUCUGUGGUUCAGAUAAGCUUAUUUCUAACUUUUACAAGCAAAAACUAUCCUUUAAAUAAUUUGCCGUGUUCUUCAAAACUACAUGAAUAUAGUUAUGGUUUAACCAACGCUCUUCAAGAGUAUGUGCAGUGCUCGAUAUAUUUUUGAAUGUAUCUAACAUGUCUAACCUGGCAGUGCUUGUAAUUUUCUCCAUUCUUCUAAUUAUUUUAUAUGAGUUGUCUUAAUUUUGUAGUUUGAGUACAUUCAUGUAGUUCAUAAAUGUUAACAUUCUGAAGCUGACUGCUCUUUUUUGACUCAGUAUAAUCAUGUUAGUCUAUAAUAUUCCAUUGUUGCUGUUGUUGCCAAACUCAGUUGUACUGUUUCUUGUUAUCUGUUUCUGGUUAGACUAAGUAGAACCCCCUACCAAAAAAAAAAAAAAAAGAAAAGAAAAAAAAAAAAAAAAGAAAAGAAAAAAAAAAAAAAAGAAAUAAUUCCCAAAAAGUAGCUACUGUAAAGAACAUGUUGUAAAUAUGCAUGUAAAUAAUUCUGUUAAUAUUUCACUGUAAUACGUUUGGUUAAAUGACUUGUGCGUCUGCUAAUACAGUGAGCACUGUUUUCUGGGUGUUUAUUAAACAUUCAUUUAGGUUGGAGUUUUGGAAAAUAAAAUUUAACUAGCUUUGUUUCCUUUGUUA